This is a messenger RNA of Haemonchus placei, 327 nucleotides long. Lineage: Eukaryota; Metazoa; Nematoda; Chromadorea; Rhabditida; Trichostrongylidae. The record is from the annotation of a GenBank genome assembly.
AUGACUGAGAUAGAGUGCGAGAAUUACUAUCGUCUUAAUGCAGCCAUGGUCGAGGUAUUCUACGAGCAGCUUAACUACGAGUUACUUCAAGAGUCCGAAGCGUAUGGACUGGUGAACCUUAUCGCAGAUUUCGGGGGACAUCUUGGCUUAUGGCUAGGAUUUUCCGUGAUAACUGUUAUGGAGGUGAUUGUACUGAUACUGGAUGUGAUAUCGAUUUGUUUCCGACGAAAGAAUGAAACAGCAAAGGAAAAUGACCGACAAAAAAGCACAAAACGAUACCCUCCUCCACCAGUCGAUGAAAAGGCUAAGUCGCUAGUUCAAAUAUGA